This is a messenger RNA of Melanotaenia boesemani (Boeseman's rainbowfish), 1710 nucleotides long. RefSeq lists its product as uncharacterized. The transcript has 11 exons. The record is from RefSeq and is a predicted model, not a curated record. The coding region runs from base 83 to 1444 and encodes 453 amino acids. Lineage: Eukaryota; Metazoa; Chordata; Actinopteri; Atheriniformes; Melanotaeniidae.
UCAAGGAAGGGUUCCGUCACCAACUUCAGUGAGAUCACUGGUGUCCUGUGAAGCAAUCACCCCCGGUGGUCUACGAUUGAAGAUGCUGAGACAGUUGAUGUACAUCAAUAUUGCCAUCCUCAUCCUUUCUGCCACAUUACUGCUCUGGAUGUACAAGCCGUUGCAGGACAGCUUAAAGCACUGGACGUCACCAGAAGACACACUUCUACUAUCUACACCCCAGAAAAAUUAUUUGGAUCACAUGGAUAAGCUACUGAAUGUUUCUGCUUCUCUGGGACGAGCUUCGUCUUUCGUGACAGUCAGUCAGACAAAAACACUGCUUAUAUCAGCUUAUCUGGAGCACCGCACUGAAGAAAAAGAGGUUCGUGUGAUUUCAGUGGUGCUGCGGAGCCAAGCAGUAACCUAUAUCUGCAUCUUACUCUGCCAGGGGCUGCGGUACAUCUCUGAGGGUGUCAGCCACAUCCAUAGUGAUCACUUUGGCUUUCCCUACGGGACCGCCGACAUCAUGUGUCCCCUCCCGUUGGGCUGCCAGACACCAUCUCAUAUAGCUGUGACCACUGUUGUACCCAAAGAUGAAGAUAAACUUGAGUUUCUGGAAAUUCAAAACCAACAUCCCAAGAGUGAUUCCUUUCCUUAUAACUUCACUGUCUGUCUCUCCACCAUGUAUGAUUUCACCAACGUGCUUCAGCUGGUACAGAGUUUAGAAAUGUUUCAGUUACUGGGAGUCGACAAGGUGGUCGUCUAUAAGACCAACUGCAGCGCUGAGACGCAGCUUAUACUGGACUACUACACACACAAAGGUUUACUGGAAGUGAUUCCUUGGUCUCUAUCCAGGUUUUUUAAAGUGUCUCGCGGCUGGUUGCCUGAACACGGUCCUGGGGAACUUCACUACUUCGGCCAGAUUCCUGCUCUCACUGACUGCCUUUACAGAUACAUGUACCGGUCCAAAUAUGUGGCCAUGCAGGACAUUGAUGAACUCAUUCUGCCUCAAUCAGUCAACAGCUGGUUGGAGGUGUUACCGCUGCUGGAGAAGAAGUACGGUGUUGACAUGUGUUACGCGUUUGAGAAUAACUUGUUUCCGGUCUCACCAACACUGCCUGCACAAGGCUGCUGGGAAAACAUACCCGGGGUGAACAUCCUGGCUCACCUGCACCAGGAGCCUGUCGAUUCUAAGAUUCGGUUUGAGAACUACAAGAUUAUCGUCAGCCCCCGAGCUGUGUUCACCCCGACCGUUCAUGGGGUGCUAAGCUCAAUGAAAGGCUGUACUUUGGUUGAUAGGAACAUAGCACGGAUAUGCCACUCAAGAAUCCAGUCAGAAACAUGGGUGAGACCUGACCACCUGAUUUAUGAUGGCCGGCUACUGAGUUACAGCAAACCCCUUGUACCAGCUGUUAAUACGGUGCUGAAAGAAAGUGGAAUUCUACCAAAGAACAGCAAAUGCUAGGCUUUUUGUGUGUUUACCCAACUGUACUUCAACAAUUAUUAGUCUUUGUUUUGAACUGCCGCUGCUGGUCUUCUGGUUAGGUUUUCUUGUUUUCUUGUUUUCUUGUGUUUUUAGUAUUUUAUUGUUUUAUCAUUUUAUUGCUAUUGUUUCUGUUUUUUCUUUGCAUUUUAUGUGGCUUUUAGAUUAAUAUCUUCUAUGCUGGGUUCAAGAAUUUGUCCAACUGACGUGUUAAAGUGCUCUAUAAAUAAAGUUUUGAGUUGAUCUAA